AUGAAGGUCUUGUCAAGGGUCCUGUUGCUGCUGGCCUCAUUCGAUCUCAGCGUGAAUGGAUUUGUGCCGCAUCUUCCGAGCUGUCUAAGGAGUUCUUCCUUGCAAGAAUCAAGUCAACUCCUCUUUGCUGCGACCCCACACGAUGUCAAUUCAGUAGGUCCAGUCAGCCGACAAUCUACCGCUGCCGACGCUGCGUCAUCCACGUCCACAGAUCUUCACCUUGUUGGGAAAGCCAUGGUAUCUGCAUUGUUCGUCGCCUCGCUGGCCUUCUCCUCCUUCCCAGCUUUUGCUGCAUCCAAUGAUGCAGGGGCAUCCUUAAUGUCCAACGCCAAAAUCACAACUGGAGGUGCUUCAACGUUGCAAAGUGGGAGGACCAUUGCCAUUACCCGUGGUGUCAACUUGGAUCGAUCCGAUUUCUCCAAUCAGAAUCUCAAGGGGGUUGCCUUCCAGCAGUCCAUCGUCCGAGACACAAACUUUCAAAACUGCAAUCUCGUGGGCGCAUCCUUCUUUGAUGCCACCGUUGAUGGUUCCAACUUUGAGAAUGCUGAUCUGACCAAUGCAAACUUUGAAAUGGCGCAAUUAAACCGUGCCAGUCUGAAGGUGAGUGAGCCAGAAGCCGUGGUCAUGACGCCAUUGGCUUCAGCUGUCACAUGA
Seminavis robusta is the source of this 654-nucleotide messenger RNA. The record is from the annotation of a GenBank genome assembly. NCBI's taxonomy places the organism in Eukaryota, Bacillariophyta, Bacillariophyceae, Naviculales, Naviculaceae.